GAGCAACUCAUCAUGGCCGCAGAAGCUGGUGUUGCAGCGGCCUCUGCGGCUGCGGUUGGUUUCGGACUCUUUGACUACAAUCGCGCCAACUACCUCUACGAUGCGGAGUUCCGAUUUGAAAGGUUCAACACAGGACGCGAGUAUGCCGUGGAGCAGUCAAACCAGUUCCGCAAUGACUUGAGAACUUUGUCGGCUUUGACGAUGGUCAAAAACAACCAGUAUGCUGGCCUGGCUGCUCUGGACAUGGCGCUCUGCAUUGCGCUGUACUGUGCUGGGCGUCUGGGUUUGCACGGACCCUCUCCCCCUGGUUGGAUUAUGGGGCUGUGGCUCACAUGCAACGCUUCUUCAUUUGCUUUCAUGGCGCUGGCGAUCCUGAUGGCGCUGCAUGCGUCCUAUCGUGCACAGGCUGCAUCAGCCAAUUUGCUCACCCGCAAGAUCAGGGUGCCAGUCCCCUCCAUGAGGCAGCUUGAUAAGGCACGACGAUUCAGCUCCGAGUUCGAGCAGCAGCAAUGGAGUGACAUCUUGCGUGUGCCCUACCUGACAAAUCCUGGCGUGCCGAAGACGGAUGAGACGUCUGCCAAGAUUGCAGGUUCUGCAAGCAGGGCCCGUUCAGCCUCCCCCGGCCGCCGAAGCCGCUCCUCCAAAGCUUCUUCGUGGAUCCGCGAGGAGUUCGAAACCGAUCGAGCAGGGACCGUUACAGGCACCAUGGCUCCGGGCGGCCUGUUGCCUGCAGAUGCUGCGCCAGAACAUUUUCGCUUGUAUGCGGCAGUCCAGAAGGAGUGGUUUCAGUAUGACAUUUAUGCCCGCGUUUGUAUGCUUCUUGGCUUCUCUGCCUUCGUGCAGUCCCUGGCCUUCUAUGGAAAUGGUCACAUCAUUGUCGAACUUCGUGCCUUUUAUGUUGCUCACGCGACAGCCUUCGUGAUCGAGGUGCUGCAUGUUCUCCUCCUCCGCUUCGACAUAAUUCAGGGCCGUGUGAAGUCUACAGACCGUACCCCUGCAUGGUUUCUCUGGCUGGGUCCUGUCUCAGUGGCUUUUGCAACGAUUGGCAUGUCCCUGGACUUCAGAACCCAGUUCAACAUUGUGGCGAUCGUUUUCACCUGGAUCUGCAUAUUUGGAGCGUACAUCUGCCAGUUCUGCUAUCAGCUCCGCAUUCUGGAAGUCAUUUUGCCAGAUGAUGUCCGCAACCCCCUGAAGAUUGAAGAAAACAUUGGCGAUGCCUGGUGGCCUGCUUCGUGGCGUUGCCCCUCUGCUUUCGCGCACGUCCUUUACUUUGUGGCGCCUCCGAGCCGGCUGCAGCCUGGACAGUUCGACCUGGUCCGCGAGGUCAAAGAUGGUCCGCAAACGGAUGCCUUCGAAAGCGCCGGUGUUCCAGGGCUUGAUUCAAAGCCUGUGGACACCAGUGAUGCGUCUGCCAAUCCAGGUAUGACCGCUGAGGAGAUUGCAGCCCAGGUCCAGUACCUGGACCGCUUGUUUGACUACUUUAUGUCUGACCAAGUUCAGAGCCAGAUGUCGGACUCGAGCAAGCAGCGGGUGAAGGACCUUUUCUCGGAUUUCUCAGCUGCACGACGUAAAGGUGCUGGUCCCGAGGCUGUUCGAACUUUUACCGACUGCCUCAUUGCCCUUGAGGGCGUGCAAGCCAUGGAGGGGUUCAGCAAGGAAGGAGAUCUUGGCACGGACACGGGCUACACAUCAACAGGCAGCAUGGGCAGCUCGGGCAGCUCGGGCGAGGAGGAGGAUGAUGAGGAAGCAGUUAAAGGAUACACCUGGGAUGGCCGUCGCUUGUGGAAGACGGACGCUGCAGUGCGCCUUUUCUCGAAGAAAGGGAAUAUCGAACCUUGGCGCUUGAUCAACGUGCUGCAGCUGGUCAUCUGUGGCGCAUGGGCAUUUCUGAUUCUGGCAAUGGUCGUGGACAUCUUUAUCGGCGAUCAGGGCCUGGUCACAGCACCACACUGGUCGCGACCUCCCAUGUCGCGUCUAUCUCUGGAGCCUCAUGAGCUGGGAACACCUUUGGGUUUUCCCUGGUACGCAGGCGCAAAGCCCUGGCUUCCAGAGCAAAUGGCCUGGCACGAGGAAAAGCGCGAGGCUAUGAGCGGCUUCAUUAGCGCACCCCAUUCAGGUCAGGAGGAGGGAGGCGGCGGCCAUUCCAAUAUCCACAAAGGUGAGGCACGUCGCUUGUCUGGUGCAGAUGCUCAUGCCUCGCCUGUGCGCAAUGCUUUGCGCGACAUCUUGGAGCUCCUGCCAGGAUCGCAGCCAGCCCAAGAAAGGCCGGUGCAAACCACAUGGCCGAGAUUCUUCGAGCCACGCAUCUUGGCGUGCGGAGCACAUGGUGUUGCUGCCCUGACGCCUCGGGGUGUAGGUGCCCUGGUUCCAAUGGCUGAAUCACCUUCCUGCGCUUUCUGCAGCCUUUCAUCCUGA
This is a messenger RNA of Symbiodinium pilosum, 2415 nucleotides long. The record is from the annotation of a GenBank genome assembly. Lineage: Eukaryota; Dinophyceae; Suessiales; Symbiodiniaceae.